GCUGAGAAGUACAACUAAAUGUAUAUAUUAUUUUUGUAGCUAUUCUUUAGCAAAGUUUGCAGUGUUUUUUCUCAUCAUCACAAGGCCACCAUGGCAUGAACUGAUCUGAACUGCAUGUGUUGGAGGGAAUAUUCAGGGUGUUUGUCUGACUAUCUUAUCUGUAGUCAAAUUAGCAGUUAUGUCAAAGUGCACAGAAUUGCAGAAAAAUAUGUGUUAAAAUUAUAAUUUUCAGUCUGUCAUAAGCCUUCAAGUAUGACAGACUGUUGUGCUUUUGCUCUUUAUUCUAACAUUCUUUAUAUACUGUAGCUCGUAUAGACUAUAACAUUGACAUGAAACAUUCACAUAAGACAUUGUUUUUAUCUUGAAAUUCAAUAAUACUUCACGUUUAGAAAACUAGUCCUGCUUGAUUUCUACACUACUCCCAAUGCUAUUGUUCUCCUAAGAAUGAGCAGAUGAUGUAUAAAGGUAAGACCGUAGAUUGUUUUGAACAGAAAUGUCUGAAACCUGUGAUCAACAUUAUGACAACCUUAUCAAUCAUUUACAACAGUCUGAGCCCUUUUGAUCAAACUCCUAUUUCCUAGUUAUUAGAAACCUUUCAUUUUGACGAAGAGGCCUCCAAAACCCAGAGCAACACUACGGCAUGACCCACCGUCUUUCUUUGUACCCUUUUUAAUUGUCUUGUCUGUUUUCUAUGAAUUACUGUUUGCACCCUUUUUACAUUUACUAUAUAUUCAAUAGUGAAUCACAUUGAUUACACAGUCAUUGAUAGCAACAAGGUCUUGCUUAAAAGGAAUAUUUGUGUAACGUGUAGAUGUUUGGAUGGUUUUGCAUAUAUUAUGCAAUACUAUUUAUUUUCAGGUAACAUUUGAACACGUUCGCAUAACUAAGAGGAGCAGGGUGGUAUUGUAAAAUGGUCCUUCUUCAGGACUUUGAAGAACGGAAUGAGAAACAAACACCAUUGAAUUGCCCAAUGAGUGAAUUCCCUAAACCUUGACUCAUAAAGGUCUCUAAACAAAAAAAAUGACAUUGCCCUCCGAGGCAGUAAUUACAACAGGCAAGACAAAGUAAAAGGAGCACAGAGGCUACACCAUAUAUCUAAAGAGUGUGCAUAGAAAAGGCCGUCAUCAGAACAGGAAUACGUAUUGUUCCGCAGUGAUGUCUGUAACAGGAUGAAAAACCAUCAAAAAAAUGGCAUCCGUCAGACAUGAAGGAUGUAAGGAUGCCUACCAGACACUGAUUGCUAUUGGCGAGUAAACAUUUGUUAGGCUCCACUGAGCAAGCAGAGAUAGGCCCUAGUUGCGUUGACAGAGUCCCCUGAAUUGCAUCUAUGACGAUGGGGCCAUCACGUCAAAACCAUUAAGACUGGGACUGGGUGACAUGAUAAUAUAUUGAUCCGGUCGUGAUGGAUGGUCAAGGUAAAUAUAAAAGUGUAGCUCCCAGUUAAAGCAAUGUAGUGCAGGCUAGAGUCACCUAUUCUGUUGGAACCAUGCUGUCCAUCGCACUAUUCUACAUUUUAGCUGUGAUCUUCUCUGCCAGACAGACGCACGCUCUUCCGCUUUAUCCAGACAUGAGCUUGGAACCGCAAGAAGAACUGAUCCAGAAGUUGAUUGCAGAGGUAGAGGAUGGUGAAAAUGCAGAGCUGAUUGACCAAAGAGAGGUGAAGAACCUAUACCCUCCAGUGCAGCGUGAUGGAGCCAGGGAAACCUAUAACAAAGCAGGAGCUAAAGAUUCCAUGCAGCAAGACGCCUUUGUCAACAUGGUUGAUAAACUGAAAGCGAUCGUCUUGAAGCUCGCUGCAGCAGACAAGCUUCGUUCCCAAGGCUUCCUUCGGUCUGAGCAGAGCUUACCAAAAACAAAUAAAAGAGCAUGCUUCUGGAAGUACUGUGUGACAAACUAGAAGCUGUGCGCCAAAGGAGAAAGAUAUGUUAAGAUGAUGUCUGAACACCUGCCAUCCCGACACUUACAUUAGCUAUGCCCCUCAUGGAGGAUUCAACUCACAACAUUGUUUAUACUUCGAACCCUGAAAAGAAGACUGGAAUUUGAUUGAUAUAAAUAUAUAUUUUUAAUCCAGUUGACAAGGGCCUUGCCCUGAGGCUGACUGACAAUAAAAUGAAAUAUUUCAUGUGGAUUUAAUAGAACAGUUUUCUUUUUGAGAGCAACAGUGUGUAUGUUUAUGCAUUUCUAAGUCAACACCAUAAAACACUACAAUGACACAUAAAAUAUUGAAAUGCAAAGUCAAUAUAUGUUUAGUUUAAUGAUAAAACAUUAACCAGAUAUGACUACAUACUGUAUGUGUUGCCUUAAAUGUUUAUCUGUGGUUAUUUCUUACCCCCACAAGAGAGCAGCAGUGUACUGGAGAUGCACAUACAUACAGACACACACACACACACAAACACAAACAAGAUGGUCACACUAAUGAAAUAAAUUGUAUUUCACACCUUCAAAUCCCUAGAAUCCGACAGGUGUAUUCAUUAUUUUUGAUGGCAUCUUAAUAUUUGGAGUGGUUAUGGUUACCAUACAGAACUGUAAAAAAAAAAA
This is a messenger RNA of Esox lucius (northern pike), 2538 nucleotides long. It is a transcript of the gene urp1, whose product is annotated as urotensin-related peptide 1. The record is from RefSeq and is a predicted model, not a curated record. Bases 1487 to 1897 code for a protein of 136 amino acids. Gene Ontology annotation, biological process: blood vessel diameter maintenance; regulation of blood pressure. Gene Ontology annotation, molecular function: hormone activity. NCBI's taxonomy places the organism in Eukaryota, Metazoa, Chordata, Actinopteri, Esociformes, Esocidae. Gene Ontology annotation, cellular component: extracellular region. The transcript has 5 exons.